This is a messenger RNA of Arachis duranensis, 912 nucleotides long. Its product is annotated as probable RNA methyltransferase At5g51130. Bases 1 to 912 code for a protein of 303 amino acids. The transcript has 8 exons. Gene Ontology annotation, molecular function: RNA methyltransferase activity; O-methyltransferase activity; snRNA binding. NCBI's taxonomy places the organism in Eukaryota, Viridiplantae, Streptophyta, Magnoliopsida, Fabales, Fabaceae. The record is from RefSeq and is a predicted model, not a curated record. Gene Ontology annotation, biological process: snRNA modification.
AUGGCAGCAAAAGAAGGAGACAUUGGCCUGCAUCAGGUUCCGUUUCAGGAUUCAUCAGAAAGUGAAAGUGAUAAUAAUGAUGAUAUCGAAAUCGAAAGCGAAAAGGAAGAGGAAAAGAAUCAGAAGAAGAAUCAAUCACCCUCACCCCUUAGUCGUAGGCAAUAUGGCAAUUUCAGAAGAUACUAUGAACAUCGAAAUGAAGAGGGUCCUGAAGAAGAUCCACGUUUGGAACUCUUGAGGAAGGAAUGGUUUGAAGACAAGGAGUGUCUUGAUAUUGGUUGCAAUGAUGGGACAUUAACCAUUUCCAUUGCGAAAAUGUUCCGGUGCCAGAGCAUUCUUGCAAUUGACAUUGAUCCUGAACUUGUUGAGCAAGCAAAUUUAAAUUUGAGAGAUUCUUGUUUGCUAAUGCAAAUGGGAGGAUCCUCUGAGAAUAAUUCGGAUGAUUCGGCGCAACGCGCUGCUGCUUCGCCGGAGAAGGAAGUGGCGCCAUCGGAACCUUCUUCAUUGGAGAAAAGAAAUCUGCUUGAAGUGGUUACAUUCAAACAAGAGAAUUUUAUGGAGAGCCAGCAUCCAGAACUUUAUGAUACUGUUACUUGCUUUAGUGUAACUCAAUGGAUACAUUUAAAUUUUGGAGACCAAGGCUUAAUCACAUUUUUUAACAAGAUUUGGGAGGUACUUCGACCAGGUGGUGUUCUUUUAUUGGAACCUCAGGCAUGGAGGUCUUACUCAUUGAAUCAUUAUUUAUCACCUGUUGCUAAGAAGAAUUAUAGUGAGAUUGAAAUUCGUCCUAAAGAUUUCCAGAAAAUAUUAUUGAAUAAGAUUGGAUUUAGAACGGUAGAACACAUCAAUUCAGGUUGGAUAGAUGCAAAACAUCUUCGUUUCAAUAGACCCGUUUUGGUUUUCAAGAAAUGA